AUGGAUACGUUACACAGGGCACUGGAUUUCUGCAUCCGCCACCAGACCGUUCUGGGUUACGGCAUUGUGUCCCUACUGACAGCUGCCAGCGAGCACAUCUUCUCCUCUGUGGUGUUCAAGUGCCCCUGCAAUUCUGGGAACAUGCUGUACGGCUCCGUCUUCCUCAUAGUGCCUGCCUUCAUCCUCUUUCUGCUUGGCUGCAUGGUGAACGCCAGGACAUGGCACCUGCUGACAGGCAGCUGCCCUCCGGAGAAGCGCUGCGGCUUCUGCCCCCGGGGAACCUGCACCCGCCACUGCCCCGUGCUGGUGUCGAUUACAGCCAGAGCCUUGGUGGCCCCCCUCACCUGGAUGGCGGUGGCCCUGCUCCGAGCCAGCUUCUACGAGUGCGCGGCCAGCGGGAAUGGCCUGAUAAAGAACUUCGUGUGUCAAGAUAAAGGACAAGAGUGCCACAAGCUGCUGGCCAAAAUACCCUGCGAUGAGAAGUUAUCAGAGAAGAUAUCGGGUGAAUUCCUCAGCCUUCAGGCACAGUCCCAGCUGAUGGGAUGGCUCCUGAUAGUCAUCAUCGUGACUGUGGUACUGAUUUCAACAUGUGUCAGCCGCUGUCGCUCCCCGGUUAGCUAUCUUCAGCUUAAGUUCAGGAAAACUUACUCGAAAAAGGAACGGGAGCUCUUUAAGAUCAAGGCUAAAGAGCAUGCAACCAGGCUGGCAGAAAUAAAUGUGAAUUGCUUUUUUGAAGCCACUGACCCAGCACCGUUUCAGACUCCCAGCAAUGAAGACUGGCGGAGGAUUUCAUUGUUGUUUCCCUCCAAUUCGCAAGAGCAGUAUUACAGCAUGAUACACAAGUACGUUAACACAAACAGAGGCAACAGCGUCAGAUUUGGGGAAGGAGAUCAGAAUCCCUCUGUUUUAGGAUCUGUGGAUGAAGAAGGCGCAAGCGAAUCAGGGUUUUAA
Molecule: messenger RNA, 951 nt
Organism: Gymnogyps californianus (California condor)
Lineage: Eukaryota; Metazoa; Chordata; Aves; Accipitriformes; Cathartidae
Gene: CALHM6
Product: calcium homeostasis modulator family member 6
Exons: 2
Coding region: 1-951 (316 amino acids)
Molecular function (GO): monoatomic cation channel activity
Source: RefSeq, a predicted model, not a curated record